AAUAUCCCAGAAUUCCCGUAAGAAAAACCUUAUAUCAUGUUUUCUUAUGGGAAAAAAACGGAUGUAUGCGGGUCAGUUCAUCCCACGACCGUUUCACCCCGGGCUAUUUCAUCCCAAACUAUUUUUUUAUUGGGCUGUUUCAUCCCCCUCGUUAUUAGAAUAGCAGUUAAUUAACUGAGUUGUACUUAUUGUUAAAUAAACUGUUAAACACUUAUUUAUUGUUAAAUAAACAUGUACUUUCGGGUAGACUAAUCACCAGAAUUCACCGGAAUUCAUUUACAAUCACCGGAAUUCACUUCUAAAAAUCCCCGAUUCCUCCUACAAAACUCACUUAUUUUAAAUGUAUAAUACAUUUUGAUCUCUCCACAGGCCAGAUAAAGGCGCUGUAGGUGAAUUUAUUUGAAAGACUACCGGAAUUCAUUUCAAAUAUAUGCAUCAUGAUUAUGAUAACGUAGGGCGCGUCGUAUUACUUUUACUCAAUAGGCUGAACUCCAAAAUAACACAUAAUAACAAUUCGCUCGAAUUACCCAAUACGGUGUUUCAUGGUUACCCAUGAUCCUUUGCGCGUUGGAGUAGUUCCGGUUUAACGCAGACGUCAUUGGCUAUGGCGAGUCACUGCGUCCAAGUGCAAAGUCAAAUUUCAUAUGUAAACAAACAAGAAAUUAUAAGGUCGCUGAAAGCAUUCAGGAAGAAAUAUGGAGGUGGACAGUUUUGUUGUGUUCCCAACUGCAGUAACCAGCGAGGAAAGGAUAAAAUUAAUAAUGUGAAAAGAUCCUAUUAUAGAUUUCCAAAGCACAACAACAAACAGUUCAGAUUAUGGAUGACAGCGAUCCGACGUGAUGAUUGGGAUUAUCGUAACUGGCACAGGGUCUGUUCAGAUCAUUUUAAAGGAGGUAAAAAAGGAAGUAAUCCCUCAGGCCCAGGCUUUGUUCCAACAGUAUUUUCGUUCAAAAAGGAACCAACACCAAGGCCCAGCAGAAAUUCUAGUAGACCUGUCUUGUCUCCACUGAAAGAACAUCAGAAUUCAUCCAUCCCACCCAAGAAGCGUUGCUGCCUUACAUUUUCACAGUCCUUACAGACUAAAGGUUUGGAAAAACAUGCUCUUCUUACCCCACAGCCGGAAGGUCAUGAUUAUAUUGUUACAAAAAUGCAAGAAAUGGAUGAAGCAAUCAGAACAUUUUUACCAGAGAUAGAAGCAAAAAUGAAAAAACUGGAGAAUUUAGAAAAAUUAAAUGAAAUUUACAGAAAUCAAGUUUUAGAUUUGGAUCAGAUAAAGAGCAAUCCCCAAAAAAUGCAAUACUGGACUGGUUUUCCAAAUUAUGAAACAUUUCUUGCAUUGUUUGAAUUUCUUGAGCCACGUGCGCAAAACAUGAAGAACUGGAGAGGAAAUACUACUCUUCAAACAGAAAAUUUUACUAAAUUUUACACAAACAAGCCAGGUCCAGACAGAAAGAUGAGUUUACUGGAUGAGUUUUUCCUAACUAUGGUGCGGUUAAAAUCACCACUUCUAACUGAAGACUUGGCUCAGAGGUUCAGUAUUUCAAUUGGAACAGUAUCGUCAAUAUUCAGUUCAUGGAUAAACUUAAUGUACAGUGACCUUAAACUGUUGUGUGAACUUUCAACUCGAGACAUCACCGAGGAGAACCAGUCACAUGCUAUGGGUUCAUAUAAAGAUGUUAGAGUAAUACCCGAUUGCACCGAGUUGUUUGUUCAAAACCCAAGUAAAUUAGAAGAAAAGAAACAGUUUUUUUCAAAUUACAAACAUCACAACACUUUCAAAUUUCUUGUUGGCAUCAGCCCCCAGUUAGGAAUAACAUAUGUUAGUCGUGCCUAUGGUGGUCGUGCUUCAGACAGACAUAUUACAUCUGAUUCAGCAGAUCUGUUGCAGAGACCUGAGAUUAAUAAAGGGUCUGUUAUGGCAGACAGAGGUUUUGUAAUUGAAGGUAUCUUAAGUGAUAUGGGAGUGAAGUUACAUAUGCCAUCAUUUAAGGGAAGAGAGAGACCCCAGUUGUCUGCUAAAGAAGGGUCAUUGUCCAACACGAUCUCAAGUGUGCGUAUCCAUAUUGAACGUGCAAUUCAGCGUAUCAGAAUGUAUCACAUUUUGCAUGGGGAACUACAGUUGUCAAUGAAACAUAUAGCUGAGCAAGUGUUUACUGUAUGUGCAUAUUUAGUUAAUUUUCAAACUCCUAUUGUGAAGUCUUAGGCAACUAAACAUACUACUGCAGCAGCUAAGUCGUCCAGGUAGUCAACAAGUGAUGUCAAAUAUUUUUUCUUUUGUCAGUAAUGAAAACAUUUACAACUCACUUUUAAACUCAGGAAAAAGUAACAACCCACCCAUUAAGUAAUUAUCAGAAAUCAUUAGAAUUUGUUUCAAUUGUUUGUCUCAAUGCCUUUAUAAAUUAUACUGUGCAUAAUUUUAUAUUAACUUUAACUUCUAGCACGUCCGCAAGAUUUCUCAAGUGAUCAAGGGUCAUAACUCUGGCAGUAAUUAUCUGAAAUCGUUGAAAAGCAAUAGGCUACUCCGUCUCAUGACCGUAAAUACUGUGUAUAAAUUUAAAGUCUAUUGGACAUUUAACUUAGCCUCUAGAGCAUAAUUAUUGGGCGUAUCAAAAGCACAUUGUACAUAUACAUGUACGUAUCCUGUACAUGUAUGUGUAGGCCUACUUAUUUGAUAUUUUGCUGUACAUAAGGUUAAUUGCUAUAAAUAUUAUUAGU
Molecule: messenger RNA, 2715 nt
Organism: Patella vulgata (common limpet)
Lineage: Eukaryota; Metazoa; Mollusca; Gastropoda; Patellidae
Exons: 2
Coding region: 605-2203 (532 amino acids)
Source: RefSeq, a predicted model, not a curated record